UCUUGUACGCUGAGAGCUGAUUCCUGCAGCUGAGUCACAGAGUCAGAAAGGCACUUUCUCCUGAGGCUCUUUCCUGGUUGCAUUUUGGUUUGUUCUCUGAUGUUUUGUUUUUAUUGAUAAAUUAAACAAUUAAAUUUGAAUUCAACUGCUUUCUGUUAAGCCAGCUGAUCUCUAAUUAGUCUACACUGUUGCCUCAUAGUUGGAAUUGGGGACUGGAAUCAGGGCUCAAUUUGCCGUAAAUCACUUAUUCUCUCAGGUUUCCCAUCUGUAGAAUAAUCUCUGCUUCUCACAGGAGUUAUGAGAGUUAAUGUGAGUUUGCAAAGUGCUUUGGGAGUUCUUGGAUCAGAGGUGCUAGAAAGUGAAAAUGAUUCCCUCUGUGUUGCACACCACCUGCUUUGGCCAGGUUAUCUCAUAGCUGCUCGUCAUGCUCCUUUUAAACACAGUGUGCAGGCAUAAUCAUUGGAUCACCAAGCUUUUCUGACCUGAAAUGAGCAGGCCUUUCAAACUUGCCAGAUUCUAGCAAUCCCAUCCAGGUCAUCUCUGAGCAUAUCCUACAACAGGAUGGUUCCCAACCACUGCUAGAUAUCACUAGUGCUGGCAAUCUAAGCUUUAGUAAUCAGUCUUCCCCUUCCCAAUCUUAAUGAUAAACCACUGGGCCAGGCUCUCAUACAAUGUCACUGCCAACCUCCCAUCCAGCUGUGCACCCUCAAACCCACCAUAGAGUUUGGACCUGGAUUCUGUUUUGGCUCAUGCACCCUUAUCAGAAUUAUUCAUUGAGUUCCCAUUGCAAAAUCUUUUUCAUUGGCAAUGCGUGAGCCAUAGACAACCUGCUUGAUUUUCAGAUACCAAGAUCAAGUUUGCAGGCCUGGCAAUUAGAAAAAUAAAAUCUUUUGGAUUGCAAAGUGAGCAUAACUGAGCAACAAACACAGAACCCCACUCUGUCAUUUUUACAGUCACUUCUCAACUGUACCUUAUUGCCAUUAAUAACAGCAAGCUAGAAACCUGCCUUUGUGACCAAAAUUUGUAACCAGUUCCAUAAUCAAUGAUGAUCACCUCCUUGACAUGCACACAGUUAUUCCUUCUAACUGACAGAACAGGGCAAAUACCCUAAUAUCUACUUCCCAGCAGACUUCCCCACAUGCCAAUUCCAUGCUGUCAGCAGGUAGCUCCAAAGCCAGUUACAUAUCCAAAUUGCAUGUUCAUGUUUUACCCCUAACCAAGAGCCACACUUAGGAAUUUCCCAUUGGGCAAAGUUAUUCCAAAUGCAUAAAACAGCCUCCUCAUCUGUAAGAGAUUUCUGGCUGAAUUAUGUCACAGUAAAUAAAAGGUCUGGUUCUCCAGGGCCUGGACCUAGUGACCUCAUCUACACCAGUGUAAAGUGGUGAUGAAAUGCUGCCAAAUCAGGAUUCUCCACUCACUUGUACCAUUUCAUGCCUACUUUGCAAAAGGGCACAGGGUGACAAGAGAUUCAAACCCAAAGCCCUUAGGAAGGCUAAGGAUACCAACCUCUCUGCCACCAAACAGAACGAUAGGUUCGCAACUCAGAUGGUUGCCUCAUGGUUAUUUAGAAAUGAAAUCCAUCCCCAUGUGGCAUCCCAGCCCUUUGCCUGGAGUUCUACCACUUGCAUCCAGACGUCUAUUACAAAAGUCAACCAGGCUAAAGGACAUUUUCCUCUUCAGCUUAGCUCAAGGCUGAAUCUUCAUGAUGAACAUCUGCCAUUGCCCUCUUUGGUCUGAGCUUUGCAUUUUUCUGGGUGACAUCUUCACACAGCUGAAUGUCUUUUGGAAAACACCAUUGCAGAUGGUUAGUGAGGGAUGUGCCAUUGCUUUUCUCUUCAGUUUUAAUAUUUCUAAUAAAACCAAACACAAAAUCAACUUCCCUUUUGCAUUUCCUUGUGAACUGAUGUGAGAUGCUGGACUAAGGGUCCUACAUAAGCAAGCUCCGUAGGACCCUGACAUUGGGGCUCCACUCUGGCCUUGAGUGGACCGUCUCUGGGAGCAAGACAGGAGUUAAUUCCUUAGGCCCCCUGAAGCUGUGCCCUCUCUGCUGAGAUGGAUGAUUUAGCUGCCAGUUAUAAAGGUGAUUUUGGGAUGCUGACACCUGCCCACUCAGUACUGAACUGGGGCUACUGCCUCAUUUCAGACAGGGCAUCAGACGCCUUCAGUUGGAAACAAUGGACCAGAGCUGCAUUGCAGCCAGCAAUCUGGCAUGUGAAAGGCUCUGUAUCCCAUCAGUAACCUUCCCCCGAGCUGUCCAGUUCCCUAAUCUGCACCAUUAAAGACAGAAGUAGAAGUGAAGGAUUUUGCUUCAGACUGAUAAUGCUGACUAGAUCUCUGGUGCACUGUACCUAGUCUGAUCUCACAACACCGAUGUAAAGCUGGAGUAACUACAUCACAUCAAUGGAGGACAGAAUGAGAUGCUCUGGAUCUAGCCCAGGAGGAGUAAGGGCUGUGAGAGUCAGGGCUGCGGGCAGGAUUUAUGGGAUUGCUGUCCAGCUUCCCCCAGGGCCAUGCACUCCUUUCACUGGAAUCUCAAUGCUGUCAUGGCACUGAGGUCAGAAUGCUGAAAUAAAGGAAGGGCCAGGUCCAAUGGUCAAGGUUUCUGGUGGUAACCCUUAUACUCCUGCCUCAAAUCAAGUCUUUGGCAUGCAUUCUCCAUUGCAUGCACCUCAUUUGCCUUCAGACGGAGUGAGGUUACAGAAUGUGCAUGUGGGAACUGUGGAAGUUUUGCCCCAGCAAUUUCUCUGGGUAGGUCAGAACGUAUGGAGUCAGCCAGCUGUAGCCGGCACCUGUGUUUUUGGCUGAAAGGCACUGAACUGGUGGACCCCGCCUCCUUCCCUGCUCCUCCUCUAAUCUUGGUUUAACACAACAGCAUACACAGCUGUUAAAAGCUCACAAUCAACGCAGAAAGAAAAGAGCUAAAGGCAAAGGUUAUUUUUCAUCAAGAAACAGCUCGGAGCGGAGUCAGAGAGGGACUUUGAUCCUCAGGGGUAGAAUUGCUGAAGCCCAGCUCUGCGCAGACGUUAGGAGGAGCGGAGGAGUAUAAAAUCCAAGCCCAUUCCAGUGGUAAACUACUUUUUACAGAGUCUUCUUCCUUCAACCUUUUCCUUGGAAGGAUGCAGCCUCAAGACACACGUGUUCAGUACAACAGGUGGAACAACAGCAGUUGUGAUGAAGUCAGUGUGAACACAUCCACUGCCGAGGUGUCAGGAUGUAAAAGAAUCUACACGAAGCUGUGCACUGGGAAAAUCGGCAUUGCAGUUAAAGUGAUUGGAGGAAACAUCCUCUUCUGGAUGGUUUUUGUCGUUGGCUAUGUGACAGGUUACUAUGUGCACAAGUGCAAGUAGAAGUAACAGUGAAAUUCACCGGCAGGACCCAGGCCUGGAUUUCUCUGGUGAGGUAAUCCCAAACCUCCCUGUCCAGUUCCCACCCCCAAUCAGGCAAGUCAGCAAGCAUGCAUGCAAGAUGCAGGAAUCUUCACUAUGUGUGGUAUGAGCACACAAAGGAACCAUCAGGAUUAGGGAGGUGCAUAGAAUGAGUGCUAGAUGCAGCACUUCUUGCACUUCUUGCUGCCUACCAGAGAACCAAUCUCAGCUGAAGGCACAACAAAGGCAAAGGAGGAACUAGAAAUGGAUGUGCUCUCCCUCAUGAAUCAGCAAAAUGUGCUGUUUCCAAAAUCUGUCUCUGCUGCCAAAAUGCCCUGUAUUGCAAUAAGAACAGCUUCUUGGUCCUGCGGUUUCCAUCCCUGCCCCUUGUGACACACCCAUCAGCAGGGGAUCUGGGUACUGGUUUUGCAUGGGCAUGUUUUCUAUGAGCUUCUUAAUGGCAUCUGCAUAUCUCCUGGCACAUCUGUAUGCAUGUGAAAACACCUGUUUUGUGAGCACAUAAUGGGUAGUUGUGUGAGCAAACCCAUCACUGGGCACCCAACCUGUUUGUGCACCUAAUUAAAGUCUCCUGCAGGUGCAAUCAGAAUUCCUUAGCAGUCACUGGAGCCCUUUGUUGAUCAGUGGGUCGACACACCCACUUCUAUUUGACUAUGACUUUUCAGGAGCAAGGUGCUGCUCCCUUACAUUUGGGAUCUUUCUCUUUUCAAGCCCUUAUUUCUACCCUACACUUUACUAGGGGCUGUGAGUGCCGUGCCUGGAUUCAUAGGACUUGCUGAACUAACCUUUGAAACUUCUUUAUGCUCCAUCAGUCAUGUCAUCCAGGAAGAUUAAAGGCUUUUGCACACAACCCCUCUACUAACUCUUCAGGAAGGCUGCAUGCCAGCUCCCAGUGUAGUUAAGUUCAUUAUAAACCAGUGUGAUGGGAACCUUUAUUUUAAUUAGCACCUCAUUGGCUUCCCCCUACGAAGGAACCUGUUGCUCUUUGUAAUCAUGUUAAUGUUUCCUUUAGAAAACUCUUUUCAAGGCCUGGGGCUCUCACACAGCCUAUUUUAUAGGAUUUUCAAACUGUGCAGCAGGCGUAUAAAGUUCUGUAUAUUUCUGCAUCAGAGUCAAAUUAUUUUAAGCAAUAAAAAGCAGAUUUAAAGCCAA
Messenger RNA from Gopherus evgoodei (Goodes thornscrub tortoise), 4535 nucleotides. It is a transcript of the gene SMIM1, whose product is annotated as small integral membrane protein 1 (Vel blood group). The record is from RefSeq and is a predicted model, not a curated record. Lineage: Eukaryota; Metazoa; Chordata; Testudines; Testudinidae. Bases 3117 to 3347 code for a protein of 76 amino acids. The transcript is spliced from 4 exons.